CCCGCCAACAUGGUCAACCCGAGACUAGUGAACUUGCUCCUUCUCCUAUCCUUGGCAUUGGCCAGUGCCAGUGUGAGUUGGGAGCCUCCGCAGGAGACGUCCUUGGAUCUGCACGGUCUGGAGUCCUAUCAAAGUGCCACCAGGAUCCGUCGCUUGGCCGUGGAGUUCUUCGAUCGCUACCAGAACAUAACGAUUUUCGAUCUGAUCGAGCCCGAGAAUCGGGCUUCCGCUCAGGAUCUGCAGUGCUUGGCCGAUCUUCAAAUACUGAUGAAAGAUGUGGCGACCACCAAAGUUUGGGCUCUGAAAAUGAUCGAUUCGUGGGGUAGUCUGCCCUCCGGAAUCCUAACUGGCAACCUGAUCGACCUGGGCAACUACGACGAGUGCAUGGGAGUAGACCACGCGGUGACCACCAGUCACAGCAUCCGGGGAAAGUACUGCCUCGCCAGAUUUCGACUUGCACCGAGCAUCUCGCCCUACUUGUCCCUCCUGCCAGCGGUCUGCUUCCCCAGCUCCUGUUCCACCAGCCACAUGGACACCCUGCUCCGGAAACUGUUUCAGAACCUCCUGAACAUAACACUGGAUCCGGAUGUUCCAUUGGUCCGGGAAAAAACCUGCAAGACUGCCGAACGAGAAGCCUUCGAUGGUCUAACCAUAUUUACCAUAGUGGUGCUUUCGAUAUUGCUUGGUCUUGUGGUCCUAGCCACUCUUUAUGACUAUUUCGCAUGCCAGGAUAAAGCAAACAUCAAUGUGUGGAUCAAGGCUUUCUCGGCCAGGGCCAAUUGUCGAGUCCUCUUCCGAUUGGUGGAACCCAAGAGCAAUCCGAAUGUUAUAGAUUGCCUGCAUGGCAUUCGAUGCCUUUCGUUCAUUUGGGUGGUUUUUGGACACGUAUAUCUUGUCAUGGCAUUCAGUCCCAAUAUGAACUUUCCUAAACUGAAUCAGUGGACCAGAUCGGUAUACAGCAUGAUAAUACAGCAUGCCGAGUUUUCGGUGGAUACUUUCUUCUUUUUGAGUGGACUUUUGCUGGUGGUGAUUGCACUGCGAGCAAUGGAGAGAACGAAGGGAAAGCUCAAUAUACCCCUGAUGUAUCUGCAUCGUUAUCUGCGACUCACUCCGCUGUUGGCCUUGGCCAUUCUUGUCUACAUGAAAAUCCUUCCUUUGAUGGGCGAUGGUCCACUUAGCGGAAAGGUCACCUUCGAUGAUUACGCAGUCUGCGAGAAAACCUGGUACUGGACCCUCCUCUACGUCCAAAACUAUGCCACCCACGAUAUCUGCUUGGGGCAUUCCUGGUACCUGGCUGUUGAUAUGCAGCUCUACGUGAUUGCUCCUCUGCUGCUCAUCGCCCUUUUCAAGUGGCAAAGGAAGGCGGCCGCAGGGAUCUUCGUCCUUCUGCUGCUCCUCGCCUCCUGUCUCUUCAGCAUGAUGGUGAUCAAGGAUAUUUCCCUAAUUGCGCACACCAACGAUGCGAUGUAUAAGAUUUACUUUUCCACCCAAACCCGCGCAUCGCCUUAUCUGGUUGGAAUCCUCUUCGGAUACUUCUUGCACGAGAAUAGUGGCAAGCAGUUUAAAUUGAGCCCUAUUACCGUUAUUCUGGGAUGGCUGGUUGCGUUGGCCCUGCUCUUCUGCUGCUUGUUUUCCAUGUUUGAUUACUCGGCAACAACGGAACCACCGCCAAUUCUGGAGGAGGCCUUCUACCUGACCCUCGGCCGGAUCGCCUGGCCGUUGGGCCUCUGCUGGGUGGUUUUUGCCUGCAUGCAGGGAUACGGGGGAAUGGCCAACAGCUUCCUCUCCUCUCCACUGUGGCAGCCCAUGUCCAAGUUGUCCUACUCGGCCUACAUAUUCCACAUGUUCAUGGAGACUCUCAACGCGGGAUUAACUCGCACCAACACUUAUUUUGGCAACUAUCAAGUGAUGCUCCGUUUCUGGGGUGACUUUGGAUUCACCUUGCUCCUGGCCUUUGUGGCCUACAUCCUGAUGGAGGCUCCCCUUGGAAACUUGGAGAGCCUCUUGUUGCCCGCCAAGAAACCCAGUCCUCCAGCUCCAAAGGCCGAAUUAUCGCUGGAAAGCAAAAUGCCCCUGCCGAAAUAAGGAUCUCCAAGCUUCUCUAAAUAUAG
Drosophila ficusphila is the source of this 2111-nucleotide messenger RNA. Its product is annotated as nose resistant to fluoxetine protein 6. The record is from RefSeq and is a predicted model, not a curated record. The coding region runs from base 10 to 2085 and encodes 691 amino acids. Lineage: Eukaryota; Metazoa; Arthropoda; Insecta; Diptera; Drosophilidae. The transcript has 9 exons. Gene Ontology annotation, molecular function: acyltransferase activity, transferring groups other than amino-acyl groups.